AUGGAAAAGGCCGACAGCUUCGAGCUGCGCGUGGUGCUUGAGAGCGGCGACUACUUCUUGUACCAGAACCCCUCCAAAAGUGUGUGCAUCGGGUUUGCAGGUUGCGCCGGCUGGAACAACGCCAAGUCCGUCGCAUGGAGAAACCUCCCGGCUCAUUGGAGCGUCGACUUCUACCAGAAAGACGGCUGCAGCGGCGUGACCAACGGUGACGUCUACUCCUGGACUGAAAACGAGGCAGGGGACGGUGCGCACUCCUUCAAGACGCCGCAAGCUAUUCGAUCCAUCUACGCGCGGCCGUUGUGGUGCAGUAUCCCUUGGAGUGUCGCUCGUCAGUGCGUCCAGCCUCGCCAUCCUGCCAAGCGAGCCGAGGCCACGUCGCUGGUCGGCAGUGAGACAUCGAGUGGUGCGGGUGACGACGUCAAUGCAACCGAGCCGACUGUCGUUGAGUCUGUGGAUGAGGGCACCUCAUCGAACUGGUCCGAGCCGAUUAAGGAGUCGAAGUAUUGGGCGAUCAUGAACUUGGUACUGGGAUGA
Molecule: messenger RNA, 534 nt
Organism: Phytophthora sojae
Lineage: Eukaryota; Oomycota; Peronosporomycetes; Peronosporales; Peronosporaceae
Exons: 1
Coding region: 1-534 (177 amino acids)
Source: RefSeq, a predicted model, not a curated record